Condylura cristata (star-nosed mole) is the source of this 1853-nucleotide messenger RNA. RefSeq names its product ankyrin repeat and SOCS box containing 14 (gene ASB14). The coding region runs from base 1 to 1764 and encodes 587 amino acids. The transcript is spliced from 9 exons. Gene Ontology annotation, biological process: intracellular signal transduction. The record is from RefSeq and is a predicted model, not a curated record. Gene Ontology annotation, molecular function: protein binding. NCBI's taxonomy places the organism in Eukaryota, Metazoa, Chordata, Mammalia, Eulipotyphla, Talpidae. Gene Ontology annotation, cellular component: cytoplasm.
AUGGAUAAUUACAUCAGUGAUGAUGACAUAGAUGAUGACUUUGAUACCCAGCUCAUCAUUCAACAGAGUUUACAGGAUAUUUACAAGCCAGGGACUGCACAGCAGCCAUCUGAAGAUGAGAGCUUGCAUCCCUUCUUGAGUGCUGACUGUAAGAAGAUAGUUGGAGCAAUAAAGACAGGUGAGGAAGAAACACUGUCACAAUUGACCAGAUACUAUUCUGCUUUUGAUGAAGCAGAUGAGAUAGGCUGGCUUCCUUUGCAUAAGGCUGCAGUACAUUUAAAUAAGAACAUUUUGGAAAUAACCCUGAAAGCUUCAAAACCCAGUGCAUGCGAGCAAACCACCCAUAAUGGUGAGACACCACUUUUUUUGGCUGUUAGCAACUGUCUUUUAGAAAAUGCAAGUUUUCUUCUUCUCAAUGGCUGCAAUCCAAAUGCCAAGAAUUUUGAAGGCAGUUCUCCUCUUCUUACAGCUGUUUUCCAUGACUCUUAUGACAUGGCUGCCUUGCUGAUCAGCCAUGGGGCAGAUGUCAACCUGCGGUGUGCCAAUGAGAGGACAGCUCUCCAUGAAGCAGCCAAGCUGGGCAGACAAGACAUGGUGAAACUUCUGCUGGUUUCUGGUGCACAUCCUGAUCCACAAAGCUCCUAUGGAUUUACUCCUCUUGCUCUUGCAGCCCAAAGUGGACAUACUGAAGUCAUGGAAAUACUACUACAGAAAGGAGCCAAUGCUCUUGGUCAGGCUUCUGACUCAUCUUCCAUCUUACUUGAAGCUGCUAGAGGAGGAAAUCCAGACUCUGUGACUUUGUUACUAGAGUAUGGAGCUGAUGCCAACAUCCCCAAGAAUUCAGGCCACCUGCCCAUUCAUGUGGCAGCUGACAGAGGCCACUUGUUAGCUCUGAAGAUUUUAGUUCCAAUUACGGAUUUUGCUGCCAUUAAACAGAGUGGCAUCAGUCCAGUUCACUGUGCAGCAGCAGGAGCACACCCUCAGUGCCUGGAACUGCUCAUUAAUGCUGGGUUUGACGUGAAUUUCAUGCUAGAUCAGAGAAUUCGCAAACACUAUGAUGACCACAGGAAAUCAGCUUUGUAUUUUGCUGUUUCAAAUGCUGACUUAUCUUCAGUCAAGCUGCUUCUAAAUGCUGGAGCUCUGCCUAAUCAAGACCCAGUUAAUUGCCUCCAGAUAGCCCUAAGGAUGGGCAACUACGAACUGAUCAGUAUGCUGCUACGACAUGGGGCUAACGUCAAUUACUUCUGCAGAGUCAAUCCUUUACAUUUCCCAUCAGCACUGCAAUACUCUCUGAAAGAUGAAGUCAUCCUCAGGAUGCUGUUGAAUUAUGGGUAUGACACAGAGCGAUGCUUUGAUUGCCCUCAUGGAGAUAAAGUUCACCCUUUUUAUGCUUUUGAAGGUUGGACGUCUACAGUUAUUAAAGAUACUAUGUUCUGUGAAGUAAUAACUUUGUCAUGGCUGCAACAUCUCUCUGGAAAGGUUGUCCGAGUGAUGCUUGAUUAUGUUGAUCAAGUUCAAAUCUGCUCAAAGUUAAAAGCUGUGCUCCAAAAACAGGGGCUCUGGUCAGAAAUCCACUUUAUUUUGACAAACCCUCGCUCCUUAAAACAUUUGUGUCGCCUAAAGAUCCGGAAGUGUAUGGGACGUUUACAUUUGCGCUGCCCCAUCUUCAUGUCAUUUCUCCCACUACCCAACCGUCUAAAAGAGUAUAUACUUUACAAAGAAUAUGACCUGUAUGGACAAGGAAUUUUCACAGGAACCUGGUAAUAAGGCUAUUUUGGAUAAGAAGGUAAUAAUUCCACCACUGUGUUUCUUAAAAUGUAAAUUAUUAUAUAGGAUUCUUAUUUCUCACUUUA